This is a messenger RNA of Exophiala spinifera, 2037 nucleotides long. RefSeq lists its product as uncharacterized. NCBI's taxonomy places the organism in Eukaryota, Fungi, Ascomycota, Eurotiomycetes, Chaetothyriales, Herpotrichiellaceae. The record is from RefSeq and is a predicted model, not a curated record. Bases 1 to 2037 code for a protein of 678 amino acids. The transcript has 3 exons.
AUGUCUGCUCUUCUUACAGCCGGCCUGAUUACGGCCUUGGCUGCAUCACCAGUCUCAGCAUUCUGGCGACUACCAUGCAAAUCCCCCAUCGUCGUCGAACGGGCCGAUCCUAUAGUCAGUCCUGGCAAGGUCGCUUCCCAUCUACACACUAUCAUGGGAGGAAACGCCUUCGACUUCACCAUGGACGACAACACCACUCGUUCGUCCACAUGCUCGUCAUGUACUGUGAUUGGGGAUGACAGCAACUAUUGGACCCCAACCUUGUUCUUCCAGCAUCAGAACGGGACCUUUGAAAGCGUCAAACAAGUUGGAGGUGCAACUGUAUACUAUCUACAACGCAAGGGCGAUGGAGAGACCCUGAAGGCUUUCCCGCCUGGCUUCCGCAUGCUCGCAGGAGAUCCGUUCAAACGCAGUGGUGGAGAUGAUUUUGCUUCACAAGCGGUCAGUUACAACUGUCUCAACUACAAUGGUCCGGCCAAGCCAGAAACUGGAAUGUUUCCAAACUACAAUUGCCCGGAUGGCCUUCGUGCUCAAGUCUUCUUUCCGUCGUGCUGGAACGGUAAAGACCUCGAUACCCCAGACCACAAGUCUCACAUGUCGUACCCAGCAAACUCGUACAACUCUGGUGCAUGCCCUCCGGACUUCCCAGUGCAUCUGAUCUCCAUCUUCUACGAGGUGAUCUGGGAUACUGGCAAAUUUGCCGACCAGUGGUAUGGAGAUAGUCAACCCUUCGUCUGGUCCAUGGGCGACCCUACAGGCUAUGGUGGCCAUGGAGAUUUCAUCAUGGGGUGGGAUCCAGAUCUCCUCCAGCGAGCUGUCGACACCUGCACCAAUGAUAGUGGACGUGUGGAGGACUGCCCCGAGUUCAAAUUGAUCCCCGACUCGCAAGCGGAAGGCUGCCGAAUCGCAUCAAAGGUCGACGAGCCUGUCAGUGGUCUCCUCGAUGCUCUGCCUGGUUGCAAUGCUGUUCAACAGGGCCCUGAACCAGCCAAGCCGCAGACCGACUGCGGUGCUCCUACAACCGUAGGCGCAGGCAACGCGACCUUCUUUACCGAUCUCACCAGCAAAGGAUGGUCUUAUACCGGUUGCGGCACCGACAACUACUACAACCGUAUCCUUACUGGCACCAGUGAGUCGAAUGGUCAAAUGACCAAUGAAGCUUGUGUUGCAUUCUGCGACAGCAAAGGAUUCUCGGUCGCCGGAACCGAAUAUUCAUCGGAGUGCUAUUGCGGCAAUUCUAUCCCAACGAGUGGAAUGCCCGUCCCCGGUGUCGUUGGCAAUUGCCAGAUGAAGUGCUCGGGCGACGAUAGCGAAUUCUGCGGCGGUGCAGGGCUCAUCUCGCUUUACCAGAAAUGCACUGGCAGCGAGUGCGUCAACACUGGUGGUGCUGGCGGCGGUGCUGGCGGCUCGAGCCAGGUCAUCUCGACCAGUUCCUCUGCUCCAGUGUCGACAACUACCUCUCCUACUUCCAGCUCAGCCGCUGCUCCACCGUCGUCGUCGUCGUCGUCGUCGAGUACAAGUUCUGCCCGUGCUUCUUCAUCCUCUGCAGUGGCCACCUCCGCUCCGCCCUCAUCGUCAUCUCAGGCUACUUUGACGACUUUGACGACUUCAUCCUCGUCCUCGACGGCGAUCGCAUCGCCAACUUCUACUACGCCCGUCUCCUCAAACCCAUCAUGGUCGUACUCGGGCUGCUUCACAGACACUGUCUUCCCGCGCUCACUGCCGGAGUGGUCCAACUUCAAUGGGCCGACCAUGACGAACGACGCCUGCAUCUCCUACUGCGACAAGGCAGGCUUCCCGGUCGCCGGCACCGAAUACGCAGGGCAGUGUUUCUGCGGCACCAGCACCCCCACGCCCCAGUUGACCGAAGACAAGUGCAACAUGGCCUGCACGGGCGCCGCGGACCAAGUGUGCGGCGGUCCCGGCGCGUUGAGCGUAUGGAACAAGAAGACAACAACUACCAAGAGAGCCAGCGCCGCGGUCAAGAGACAUGCCAGCCACCUGAGGAAACAUCAGCUACGAAGGGAGAUGUCCUGA